AUGGCACUGAAAGUCACUACUCUUAUCAUAGAAAAAAAUGUCGAAGUGAAAGAAAAGAAGCAGAAGAAUGAAAAGAGAAAGAAAGUCAAGAAGAAGAGCUCAUUCAAGAAGUAUUCUGCAGCUGAGAAUACAGAAACUAGAGUCUUGAAAAAACAGACAGCAAGUGUUAAGUCAGUUAACAGUUAUAAUAUUCAGAUUUUAACUCUUCAUAUUGAAAAUGAGAUGCUGUGCAAGAAGAAUAAAGCUCUGAAGAUCAAAUUCAGAACUAUUACAAGUCUUCUUCAGACCACUCAAACUGUUCUUGAAAAUGACAUAUGA
Messenger RNA from Blastomyces gilchristii SLH14081, 318 nucleotides. RefSeq lists its product as uncharacterized. The transcript has 2 exons. Bases 1 to 318 code for a protein of 105 amino acids. Lineage: Eukaryota; Fungi; Ascomycota; Eurotiomycetes; Onygenales; Ajellomycetaceae. The record is from RefSeq and is a predicted model, not a curated record.